Messenger RNA from Aspergillus uvarum CBS 121591, 1694 nucleotides. Its product is annotated as SUN domain-containing protein. The transcript is spliced from 3 exons. Bases 22 to 1524 code for a protein of 500 amino acids. Lineage: Eukaryota; Fungi; Ascomycota; Eurotiomycetes; Eurotiales; Aspergillaceae. The record is from RefSeq and is a predicted model, not a curated record.
UUUCAAACUCCGUAGAACGCCAUGAAGUCCAUUAGCGCAACCGCAUUGCUCCUCAUCGCCGGGGUCGAGGCCGCCAGUCACGCCCACCGUCAUGGGCACCACGCGGCCGUCGAAAGAGCCGUCCAGGCGACCAAGAAGACCGGAAGCUGUCAGUUUCCCUCGGACGCGGGCCUGGUGGCCGUCACCCCGGGCGAGCUGAACGGGGGCUGGGCCAUGAGUCCGGACCAGGAGUGUACGCCCGGCGGAUACUGCCCGUACGCCUGUCCACCCGGGCAGGUUUCCAUGCAAUGGGACCCCGAGGCCACCUCGUACUCUUACCCGCUGUCGAUGAACGGCGGUCUGUACUGCGACGAGGACGGCAUCAUCCAGAAGCCCUUCCCGAAGAAGCCGUACUGCCAGGACGGCACGGGAGCUGUGAGCGCGAAGAACAAGUGCUCCAGCCAUGUUUCGUUCUGUCAGACCGUCCUACCGGGCAACGAGGCCAUGCUUAUCCCCACCUUGGUGCAGGAGCUGGAGACCCUCGCCGUGCCGGAUGUCGAGUACUGGCUCGAGACUGCGGCGCACUUCUAUAUCAACCCACCCGGCUAUAGCACCGACACGGCCUGUGUCUGGGGAACUUCGUCGAGCCCAAUCGGCAAUUGGUCGCCUUAUGUGGCCGGUGCCAACACCGACGCCUCGGGCAACACGUACGUGAAGAUCGGAUGGAACCCGAUCUACCUGGAGUUGACGACGCCCUUCCGCGACGUGGUGCCCGACUUUGGCGUGGAGAUCGAGUGCGAGGGCGACAGCUGCAACGGACUUCCCUGCAAGAUCGAUCCGGAUGUGAACGGGGUCAACGAAAUGACGGGCUCCAGCUCGAUCGGCGCCGGAGGGGCCGCGUUCUGCGUGGUCACGGUUCCCAAGGGCGAAUCGGCGAACAUUGUUGUGUUUGACAAGGCGGGCUCGUCUGAGAGCAGCAGCACUGUCAGCAGCGUUGUGGCCAGCAGCAGCAGCAGCAGCAGCUCAAGCAUUAAGAGCACCAGCACUUCGAGUACCUCGACCAGUGCCUCGACCAGCACCAGCACCAGCAGCACCAGCAGCACCAGCAGCACCAGCACUAGCACCAGCACUUCGGCUACUCCCACCAGCACCAGUACCAGCACUAGCACCACCAGCUCAUCCAUCGCUUCCAGCACCAGUUUCAGCACCGCUUCGAGCACCUCCAUCGAAGGUAGCAGAACCACCACCAUCUUCUCCACCACUAUCAUCUUCAACCCCACGCGGAUCCCCAUUCAAGGCCCCUCAUCGGGCUGGAAAGUGAGCUCAUCUGCCGCCGCCGAGUCCGCCAGCUACACGUACGCGCCGCACGCUUUCGUUGAAACCGGCCAUGUGCAGAUGGAAGCGGUUGCUCAGAGUGGCAGCGAAGUCAGCGAAGCAUCUGCGACGCCGACCGUCAUGGCGGCGGCUCAAGGAGGCGCCAGCAGCAAGACGGUGUCGACGCUGGGGUUGGUGUUGGCGGUGAUUGGCGCCGUGCUGAUGGUUUAGACAGCAUGUCUGACCUGAUCAUUCACUAUAUUAAUUUUGUUUCUUCUUCACUUCACUUCGACAGGAACAUUUUACCUUAUAUUAUUGUAUACCCUUAUGAUACGAUGUUCUUGUAUAUUAUUGAUUGAUGAGUUUUGAUGUUAAUAUUAAUCUUCUUCUUUUGACAAUAG